AUGGAGUGGCCGAACUUCCUGGGUCGCGAUGAUGGGGUUGGUCUGGAGGCGGUAGUCCGUGCAUAUCUGCCCCCUUCUCCUCCUCCUCUCCCUCCCCCUCCCCCUCCCCCACCCCCUCCCCCGCCGCCGGCGACCUCUGGGUGGACCUACGCGGAGAACAAAAUGUUCGAGGAUGCAGUGUCCAGGUUCAACAUCUCUGCCCCUGAUUUUUUUGAUAAUUUGGCAGCUAGGGUUCCGUGGAAGAGUAUGGAGGAGGUGAAGGAGCACUUCCAGGCCCUGGUGGAGGACGUCGAGCUUAUUCAGACCGGGCAGAUUCCGGUGCCCCGCUACAAGGACGACGUCGAAAGUGAGGAGGAUGAUGAUGAAAGUGAGGAGGAUGAGGAUGAUGAUGAUGAUGAUGAUGAUGAUGAUGAUGAUGAUGAUGAGGAGAAUGGAGAGCAGCAGCCGCCGCCGCCGCCGCAGCCGAGGCGGAGGGGAAUUCCCUGGACUGAGGAGGAGCAUCAGCUGUUUCUGAUGGGGCUGAACAAGUACGGCAAGGGCGACUGGCGCAGCAUCUCCAGGUACUACGUCAUCUCCAAGACCCCGACGCAGGUGGCGAGCCACGCCCAGAAGUAUUUCCGCCGCCAGUCCACCACUACUCCGCGCGAUCGACGCCGCCACAGCAUUCACGACAUCAACACUGUGAACCCGCCCAUGGCCAUGCCGAUUCAGAUCCCGUUGAAUAUGCAAUCCGCCGCUGCUCUUGGCCUCAACACGCCCGUGUGGACGUCUCCUGAAGGGCUGUUGGCCGGCAACAAUCUGGGGCUCAACGCCGCCAAUCCCGCCCCCGCCCCCGCCCCGCCGGUAUGCCCUACUGCAUUCCAAUCUGCUCCAGCCCCCGAACUGCGCAUUAAUCCCGCCUUCCAUGGCCAGAACCCUAUGUUUCACCCCAUGCCCAUGCCCAUGCCCAUGCCCGUACCCGUUUGCCAGCUGCCCUCUACCCCCGUGUUUUCGACUGCCGGAAACCCUUCUUUAUCUGCUGCUGCUAUUGCUUCUGCUUCCUACCAGUUUCCAACUUUCGGAAACUUCCAGCAGCAGCCAUGGGGUUGA
Andrographis paniculata is the source of this 1089-nucleotide messenger RNA. RefSeq names its product transcription factor SRM1-like. NCBI's taxonomy places the organism in Eukaryota, Viridiplantae, Streptophyta, Magnoliopsida, Lamiales, Acanthaceae. The coding region runs from base 1 to 1089 and encodes 362 amino acids. The record is from RefSeq and is a predicted model, not a curated record. The transcript is spliced from 3 exons. Gene Ontology annotation, molecular function: DNA binding.